AGGGGGCUGCGGUGCCAGGAGGGAAGCGCCUGUCGCCCGGAGUUCUGAGCCACUACCUCAGCAGCCAGCUUGACUCUGCGACCAGUCCCUUGGCUCCCUCUCCAGGCUAGCCAUUCAACGGCGGCGGCAGCUUCACGGGCACUCCGGGGCUCUCCCAGAGCAGCCGAAGUGAGGGGCAGAAGAGACCAUGGCCCGCCUCUGCAGCCCCCGGCAGCCCCCCAGCGAAGACCUCUUCUACGAGACCUACUACAGCCUGAGCCAGCAGUACCCGCUAUUGCUCCUGCUCCUGGUGAUUGUGCUGUGCACGCUCCUGGCACUCCUAGCUGUGGCCUGGGCAAGCGGCAGGGAGCUGGCCUCAGACCCGGGCUUCCUGACCACUGUGCUGUGCGCACUGGGCGGCUUCUCGCUCCUUCUGGGCCUGGCUUCCCGCGAGCAGCGACUGCAGCUCUGGACGCGUCCCCUGUCGGGCCUUGUGUGGGCAGCGCUGCUUGCGCUGGGCCACGGCUUCCUAUUCACCGGGGGCCUAGUGAGCGCCUGGGACCAGGUGUCUUUUUUUCUAUUUGUCAUCUUCACCGUGUACGCCAUGUUGCCCUUGGGCAUGCGGGACGCUGCCGCCGCGGGCCUGGCCUCUUCGCUCUCGCACCUGCUGGUCCUCGGGCUGUAUCUUGGGCCUCAGCCGGACUCACGGCCGGCGCUGCUGCCACAGCUGGCAGCAAACGCGGUGCUGUUCCUGUGCGGGAACGUGGCGGGCGCGUACCACAAGGCGCUGAUGGAGCGCGCGUUGCGCGCCACAUUCCGUGAGGCGCUCAGUUCCCUGCACUCGCGCCGGAGGCUGGACACGGAGAAGAAGCACCAGGAACACCUUCUCUUGUCUAUCCUUCCUGCCUACCUGGCCCGAGAGAUGAAGGCAGAAAUCAUGGCACGGCUGCAGGCUGGACAAGGUUCACGACCAGAGAGCACCAAUAACUUCCACAGCCUUUAUGUCAAGAGACACCAGGGAGUCAGCGUGCUAUAUGCUGACAUCGUGGGCUUCACACGGCUGGCCAGUGAGUGUUCCCCUAAGGAGUUGGUGCUCAUGCUCAACGAGCUCUUUGGCAAGUUCGACCAGAUUGCCAAGGAGCAUGAAUGCAUGCGGAUCAAGAUCCUGGGCGACUGUUACUACUGUGUCUCUGGGCUGCCGCUCUCGCUGCCAGACCACGCCAUCAACUGUGUGCGCAUGGGGCUGGACAUGUGCCGGGCCAUCAGGAAACUUCGGGCAGCCACUGGCGUGGACGUCAACAUGCGUGUGGGCGUGCACUCGGGCAGUGUGCUCUGCGGAGUCAUUGGGCUGCAGAAGUGGCAGUAUGAUGUCUGGUCUCAUGAUGUCACACUGGCCAACCACAUGGAGGCAGGAGGCGUACCAGGACGAGUACAUAUUACAGGGGCUACCCUGGCCCUGCUGGCAGGGGCUUAUGCUGUGGAGGAUGCAGCUGUGGAGCACCGGGACCCAUACCUUCGGGAGCUGGGGGAGCCUACCUACCUGGUCAUUGAUCCCCGGGCUGAGGAGGAGGAUGAGAUGGGUGCUGCAGGAGGGUUGCUGUCCUCUCUUGAGGGCCCCAAGAUGCGUCCAUCACUGCUGAUGACCCGCUACCUGGAGUCCUGGGGUGCAGCCAAGCCUUUUGCCCACCUGAGCCACAUAGAGAGCCCUGUGUCCACAUCCACCCCUCUUCCGGAGAAGGCCCUGGCUUCCUUCAGCCCCCAGUGGAGCCUGGACCGGAGCCGUACUCGACUAGAUGAUGACCUGGACACUGGGGAUGCCAAGUUCUUCCAGGUCAUUGAACAGCUCAACUCUCAGAAACAGUGGAAGCAGUCGAAGGAUUUCAACCCACUGACACUGUACUUCAGAGAGAAGGAGAUGGAGAAAGAGUAUCGACUCUCUGCACUCCCUGCCUUCAAAUACUACACAGCCUGCACCUUCCUGGUUUUUCUCUCCAACUUUGUCAUCCAGAUGCUGGUGACAAACAGGCCCCCAGCUCUGGCCAUCACCUAUAGCAUCACCUUCCUCCUCUUCCUCCUCCUCCUCCUCGUCUGCUUCUCAGAGCACCUGAUGAGGUGUGUUUUGAAAGGCCCCAAGAUGUUACACUGGCUGUCUGCACUGUCUGGCUUGGUAGCCACACGACCCGGACUGCGAGUCGCCCUGGGCACCGCCACCAUCCUCCUCGUUUUCGCCAUGGCCAUUACCAGCCUGUUCUUCUCACCAGCAGCAUCGAACUGCCCUUUCCAGGCCCCCAAUGUGUCCUCCAUAGCGUGCAACCUCUCCUGGGAGCUUCCUGGAUCCCUGCCUCUCGUCAGCAUCCCAUACUCCAUGCAUUGCUGCGUGCUGGGCUUCCUCUCCUGCUCCCUCUUCCUGCACAUGAGCUUCGAGCUGAAACUGACGCUGCUCCUGCUGUGGCUGGCGGCCUCCUGCUCCCUCUUCCUGCACUCCCAUGCCUGGCUGUCCGACUGCCUCGUCGCCCGCCUCUAUCUGAGCCCCCUGGACUCCAGGCCAGGGGUGCUGAAGGAACCCAAACUGAUGGGAGCUAUCUCCUUCUUCAUCUUCUUCUUCACCCUCCUUGUCCUGGCUCGGCAGAAUGAGUAUUACUGCCGCCUGGACUUCCUGUGGAAGAAGAAGCUGAGGCAGGAGCAGGAGGAGACAGAGACGAUGGAGAACCUGACUCGGCUGCUCUUGGAGAACGUGCUCCCUGCCCAUGUGGCCCCCCAGUUCAUUGGCCAGAACCGGCGCAAUGAGGACCUCUACCACCAGUCCUACGAGUGUGUCUGUGUCCUGUUCGCCUCAGUCCCAGACUUUAAGGAGUUUUACUCUGAAUCUGACAUCAACCAUGAGGGGCUAGAGUGUUUGAGGCUGCUCAAUGAGAUAAUUGCUGAUUUUGAUGAGCUGCUCUCCAAGCCCAAGUUCAGUGGGGUGGAGAAGAUCAAAACCAUUGGCAGCACCUACAUGGCAGCUACAGGCUUAAAUGCCACCUCUGGACAGGACACACAGCAGGAUGCUGAACGAAGCUGCAGCCACCUUGGUACCAUGGUGGAGUUUGCGGUGGCCCUUGGAUCUAAGCUGGAUGUCAUCAAUAAGCACUCUUUCAACAACUUCCGCUUGCGUGUGGGGUUGAACCAUGGACCUGUAGUAGCUGGAGUGAUCGGGGCUCAGAAGCCACAGUAUGAUAUCUGGGGCAACACAGUGAACGUGGCCAGCCGCAUGGAGAGCACAGGAGUUCUGGGCAAGAUCCAAGUGACUGAAGAGACAGCCCGGGCCCUGCAGUCAUUAGGCUACACCUGCUAUAUCCGGGGAGUCAUCAAGGUCAAAGGCAAAGGGCAGCUCUGCACCUACUUCCUCAACACAGAUUUGACACGAAUUGGACCUCCCUCAGCCACCCUGGGCUGAGACCUCCCACCCAACCCCUUCUACAUCUAAGAUCCUCAGUAAAGAGACUCUCGUAUGUCCAGAGCCAACUGAUGUUACAGCUGCAGGUAUCACUGGGGAUCACCUUCUCCUUGCCUCUCAGCAGGACAGCUUCUUCCCAGGUCAAACUGAAUGUAUGGGUGCAAGUGUGAGCAUGAUGUGUUUGAAAGGGGUGUUUCUCUCAAACUUAUGAAGACUGCCUCAGCCUUUCCGCCUGCUUGCCAGCCUGAUUCCAGUAGUUUGUACACCACAGAAGCAUAAAGAAUUUCAGCCACAUGA
This is a messenger RNA of Manis javanica (Malayan pangolin), 3712 nucleotides long. RefSeq names its product adenylate cyclase 4 (gene ADCY4). Gene Ontology annotation, molecular function: adenylate cyclase activity. Gene Ontology annotation, cellular component: plasma membrane. Lineage: Eukaryota; Metazoa; Chordata; Mammalia; Pholidota; Manidae. The record is from RefSeq and is a predicted model, not a curated record. Gene Ontology annotation, biological process: adenylate cyclase-activating G protein-coupled receptor signaling pathway; cAMP biosynthetic process; intracellular signal transduction.